GUAUUACAAGGUUAUAUUCACGGAAUUAAAUUAGUCUUAACAAAUGGACCCUUGUUAAGCUGCUAAUUUCCAGUGAUAUUUACUUAAACUUGGUGUAUGCAAAAUAUUCUGAAAUCUUUGCCUUUAAUUUUCUUCCUUUCCAGGCUAGCUCCAGUAUAAUAUCAAUGGCGGCGUUGGUUGGAAUUAUCUCUGAUCGUUAGAGAAGCUGAAUAAGGUUAAAGCUAUGGGAGAUCCUUUUGGUGACGAGUUCACGACUCAGUACAAGGCUAUCUUCGACGAGCAUCUUAUGCUUUUAAACAAGUCCCGUGACAUGCAACUAGAGCUUGAGAAGAAGCAUAAGAAUGACAAGAAAUCCAGGAGAUUCGCGGCUGCACUUUUCUCUGUUCUCGCCAUAUGGAUUUAUCUUGGAGCAGUCUCACUUGUGGUAGCAGCUAAGGUUGUGAUUGGAGUGGCAACACCGAGUAUUAGACCUUUAUGGAAAUGGGUCACUGAGAUGCUCGAGGACUCUGAGAUUGCUUACAAGAAACUUACUGGUUUGUUUCAAUCGAUGGAUAAAAAUGCAAAACUCAACAUCGAAUCGGCAAAGACGAUAAAGAGCCUAGUUGAGACGUUAAUAACAAGGAUCAAGCCGAUCUUGGAGACUGUAGAUGAUGCUGUGGAGCAAAGAGAAGAGGAGACCGUGAAACUUGUGAUGCAAGAAAUCAUUAAGGAUGUUGAAGGUUUUGCUGACAAAAUCGAGGAAGUUGGUACAAAUGUGGCUAGGUGUAGCAAAGUGGUCGCUGAGGGAAGAGUUGAUGUUCUGGAACACAUAAGCAAUUUAGCUUAAUUGAAAGGAAAGUGGUAACUAUCAAUGUACUAUGUGGUAAUACUUUUAUAUUCAUGUUUGUUGUGUGCAAGACCCAUAUUUUGAAUGUUUGAAUAAUGAGUUACUUUGUACUUGUAUGAUCAUUGCAUUGUAUCCAAAUCUCAUUUAUUA
This is a messenger RNA of Arabidopsis lyrata subsp. lyrata, 976 nucleotides long. Its product is annotated as UPF0496 protein At3g48650. The transcript is spliced from 2 exons. Lineage: Eukaryota; Viridiplantae; Streptophyta; Magnoliopsida; Brassicales; Brassicaceae. The coding region runs from base 224 to 826 and encodes 200 amino acids. The record is from RefSeq and is a predicted model, not a curated record.